CGCGCUUUCCGCCUGUCUCUGCGCAGCGUUACAAAGCCCCGAUCGGGUGUCCUGUGCGGGACGCGACAGUCCGGGAAUCUUCCUGAAAUCACGUCUGGGAGCAGGGCGCACUGUUCUGAACGCUGAAGUUUUAGUAGCUUCUCUUCAUGAGUAGAUCUCAAAGCAUCUUUUUGAGCGCUUCCUCUACACUGAUGCGCUUGUAGUUGUACCAGUGCGAAAGAAGAAACUAUUCAACAGUGGACUGCUGAAUUCAAUUCAGGGUUGAUGUGUACUGGUUUUUAAGAGGGUUUUAAUCAUGUCUUUUGUUGCUGAUCUGUACAGAAACAGCCCUAAUGCAGGGAUGGCGGAGUUUCAGGAGAAGCUGAGACAGCAGCAUGAGAAGUCCAUGCACACAGAGCUGGAGAAGCUCCUGACCGCCGCCAAGCCAUCAGAGGCCGAGAUCUCCAGGAAAGACUUCGAGGGCUUCAAGAAGCUCUUUCACCGUUUCCUUCAGGAGAAGGGGCCCUCUGUCGACUGGGCCAAGAUCCAGAGACCACCCGAAGGCUCGAUUCAGCCUUACGAGAAGAUCAAGCUGAAGGGUCUUCCUGCCGAUGUGGCGUCCGGUCUCAAUAAGCUGGCUGUGGUCAAGCUCAAUGGAGGCUUGGGGACCAGCAUGGGCUGCAAAGGACCCAAAAGUCUCAUCAGCGUCCGUAACGAAAACACUUUCCUGGACCUGACCGUACAGCAGAUUGAGGAUUUGAAUAAGACGUAUAAUGCUGACGUGCCGCUGGUGCUGAUGAAUUCCUUCAAUACAGAUGAAGACACCAAGAAGAUCCUGCAGAAGUACACACAUCACCGCGUCAAGAUACACACCUUCAACCAGAGCAGGUAUCCCAGGAUCAACAAGGAGUCUUUGUUACCAGUGGCCACUAACAUGGGCCUGACGGGGGAGAAUGAAGAGGCCUGGUACCCACCCGGCCACGGAGACAUCUACGCCAGCUUCUACAACUCCGGCCUGCUGGACAAGCUGAUCGCCGAAGGGAAAGAGUACAUCUUUGUGUCUAACAUUGAUAACCUGGGCGCCACGGUGGACCUGCACAUCUUGAACCACCUGAUGAGCCAGCCCAGCGACAAACGCUGCGAAUUCGUCAUGGAGGUCACCGAUAAGACCCGAGCUGACGUGAAGGGUGGCACGCUGACGCAGUACGAUGGUAAACUCAGGCUGCUGGAGAUCGCGCAGGUGCCCAAAGCUCACGUAGAUGAGUUUAAAUCAGUCACCAAGUUCAAGAUCUUCAACACCAACAACUUGUGGAUCAGCCUGCCGGCCGUUAAGAGGCUUCACGAGAAGAACGCCAUGGACAUGGAGAUCAUUGUCAACCCUAAGACUCUGGACGGCGGUCUGAACGUCAUCCAGCUGGAGACGGCGGUGGGCGCUGCCAUGAAGAGCUUCGACAACGCGCUCGGGAUCAACGUGCCCCGCAGCCGCUUCCUGCCCGUCAAAACCACCUCGGACCUCCUGCUGGUCAUGUCCAACCUGUACAGCAUGAGCGCCGGCUCCCUGACCAUGAGCCCCAAGAGAGAGUUUCCCACAACGCCUCAUGUCAAACUGGGCAGCUCCUUCACUAAAGUUCGAGACUUCCUGAAAAGGUUUGAGAGCAUCCCAGAUAUGCUUGAGCUGGAUCACCUGACCGUAUCAGGAGACGUCACCUUCGGAAAACAAGUCACACUCAAGGGAACGGUUAUCAUCAUCGCUAAUCACGGCGACCGAAUCGACAUCCCGGCCGGAGCCAUGCUGGAGAACAAGAUCGUUUCAGGAAACCUGCGCAUCCUGGACCACUGAGGCCUUCACAACCGAACUACAGCCGCAGCCGUUAUUUCACCUGGACAUCUACAUGUGUGUGUGUGUGUGUGUGUGUGUGUAAAACGUGUCAGAUUUGAGUGUGACAGUCAAAAGCCGUCCGUGUAGCAUUAAAGGGCUGUAUGAAAACAAUCAGAAUUGACUGUAAAUGCGUCUGACGGUGAACAUUACACAGGUUUUUCCCAAAGACUGGUUUUGCUGCUAUGCAGCUCACUCAAUGCAACACUAAAGACAAGUGUCGGAGGAUGCCCCAUGAAAUAAUGAUCUGUUCACUUUAAGACAGAAAUUAAAGUGUUUUUGAUCUUC
Messenger RNA from Puntigrus tetrazona (Sumatra barb), 2143 nucleotides. It is a transcript of the gene ugp2a, whose product is annotated as UDP-glucose pyrophosphorylase 2a. Bases 296 to 1819 code for a protein of 507 amino acids. Lineage: Eukaryota; Metazoa; Chordata; Actinopteri; Cypriniformes; Cyprinidae. Gene Ontology annotation, biological process: UDP-alpha-D-glucose metabolic process; glycogen metabolic process. Gene Ontology annotation, molecular function: UTP:glucose-1-phosphate uridylyltransferase activity. The transcript has 10 exons. The record is from RefSeq and is a predicted model, not a curated record. Gene Ontology annotation, cellular component: cytoplasm.